Molecule: messenger RNA, 2184 nt
Organism: Carassius carassius (crucian carp)
Lineage: Eukaryota; Metazoa; Chordata; Actinopteri; Cypriniformes; Cyprinidae
Product: adhesion G protein-coupled receptor E3-like
Exons: 16
Coding region: 1-2184 (727 amino acids)
Biological process (GO): cell surface receptor signaling pathway; adenylate cyclase-activating G protein-coupled receptor signaling pathway
Cellular component (GO): membrane
Molecular function (GO): G protein-coupled receptor activity
Source: RefSeq, a predicted model, not a curated record
AUGAGGAAGCUGCUUGCUGAAGGAGGUUUUGAGUUAAGACAGUGGGCUAGUAAUGCUGCAGGUAUCAUUCAUCAUCUGCCGAAGGAAGUAUUAUCUCAGAGUGUGUAUCCUUCUGUUGACCCCUGCUACAACUACACUGUGCUGGACGAUCCGUGGAGAGCUACCUGUAAUUCAUACGAUUCAAUCACGAGGUGUGACCAGUCAGUGACCUGGAGCGGCUGGUAUCGUCUCUUCAUUAACGGUCUGAGUGCUCAGAUCCCAGACACAUGUGUUGCUGAGUACAGCUGUGAUACUACUGUCCCACUGUGGAUUCGUGGUGGACACCCAACAGUUACAGAUGGAGUCGUCACUCGAGAUGUCUGUGGUCACUGGAUCAGUUACUGCUGCUAUUACGGGGCUUACCCUAUUAAAGUGAAAGCCUGUCCAGGCAAUUAUUAUGUCUAUGAGCUGAUUCAUCCCAAUGAUUGCAAUUUAGAAUACUGUGCAGUUGUUACUAACAUCAGCAGCACUCUUACAACAGUCACUCCAGAGACGAGCUCAGCUGUUAGAGAUAUUAAGGUGCCAGAAGAAUGCAACAGUCAGACCCCUGGAGGAUGUUUUCAAAAUAUUUUUGAGCAGAUUGAGAACAUCACAGAUCAAGAGCUUCCUUUAAAUACUGUGACAAACAUUUUGACUGUGGCCUUCAACGCUUCAGAGAAGAUUGUAGAGUCAUCAUCAUCAGCAAGCCGAGCUGAACUAGCCUCUUAUGGAAACCGUGUGUUAAAAACUAGUGAGAAGCUCAUUUCUACAUUAGUGAAGUCGACAGACACAAGUGCCAGUGUCAAUUUUACUCUUCCUGCUGUAGAGGGUCAAGUCUUCAUGGUUGGACCACGGGUCACCUUAAAUAAAAUGCCUCAACUUGACACAACAAAUUCUUCUGUGGACAUCGAUCUCAUUGGGAUAUCCAAGAACAACAUUGAAAGAUCAGCUGCUGUGGCUUUCAUGAGCUAUGUCACGAUGGAGAAUCUACUGAAGCCAGACUUCUUCAACACAUCAAAUGACACGAUUAAAACCAUGAUGUCCACUGUGAUCUCAGCUACUCUUCCCAAAACCACCAUCACUACACUCACCAAACCAGUCAACUUCACCCUUAGACACAUCAGAGAGUUUGAUCCCAGUAGUUCUCUGUCCUGUGUUUACUGGAAUAUCAGCGAGUGGAUUGGAGGUGGUUGUUCUGUUUUAGAGUCCAACAACAGCUACACUGUGUGUUCCUGUGAUCAUCUGUCCACAUUCGCUCUCAUCAUGCAAACCAGCCGCCCACCAGAGAGCAACUCUCAGCUAGAUCUGUUGAAUUUGGUGUGUGUGAUCGUGGGGCUGGUGUUCUUCAGUUUGGCCCUGUUGACCUUUGCCCUUUGUCAGUGGAGUCCUUUAGUGAAUAAUGUGGCUCGAAUCAACAUCUGCAUCAGUCUUCUGCUGGCUCACCUUCUGCUCCUGCUCACACAGCAGUUCCUGAGCCUCAUACGUCCUCUGAAGGUGUUGUGUGCAGUGAUCUCAGGCCUUCUGCACUUCCUCUUUCUCUCCGGCUUUGUGUGGAUGUUCAUUGAAGCUGUGCUGCUCUUCAUCUGUGUGAAGAACCUAUCAAAGAUCAGCUCUAAAAAGAGGGCGGUGCUUAGUACUGGAUUCCUUUGUGUGAUUGGAUAUGUGGUUGCUCUGGUUGUGGUGUGUGUGUCUGUCGGUCUGGUUCCUGAAGGCUACGGCAGCAAAGACUGCUGGAUUAAACUGGAUAAAGGCUUCAUCUGGAGUUUUCUGGGUCCUGUUUGUGUCAUACUAGCAUCAAACACGAUUCUCUUCAUCAGCAUUGUCAUCAGUCUGAACUCAGCUUUUAAAAGUCUCAAUGCUGAAGUUUCACAGAUUAAGCAAACCAAGAUUAUGGUGUUUAAAACACUGGCUCAGUUUGUGGUUCUUGGUUGCCCCUGGAUUCUGGGUUUCUUCACUAAUAACAUUAAAUUGCUGGUGAUCCUCUUCCUGAUCUUGAACUCCCAGCAGGGAACCUUCAUCUUCCUGAUCUACUGUGUCCUCAAUAAUAAGGUCAGGGAGCAGUACAGGAAGUUCUUCAGAUGUCUUUGCUCAAACAACACAGACAACUACAGCGUCACGUUCAGAUCUGUUUUCACUGUUCAUCUCUACUCCUCUCUGGUGUCCUGA